CUCUCUCUCUCCCUAUCUCUCUCUCUGUUAUAAAGAGAGAGAGAUUGUGUGUCAGAAGUCUGGAACUAACUGAAGUUUCAUUUUGUCUAAUUCUGAUCAAAGGAGGCCCCGGCCCCCCCUUUUUGUGUCAGAAACCAAAUCUAUAUAUCCAUCUCCAAAAAAUCCCACAACCAAAACCCUAAAUUUUCAUCACACACACACACACACAUAUAUAUAUAUAUAUAUAUACACACACACACACAUCCACCAUGACCGACCACAAGAAUCAUCAAAUACCCACAGCAAAACCUAGCUCCAUCAAAACUAGGUUUGCAAUCAAGUUUCUUCGAGCCAUGAACAAACUGAACAACAAAAACAAAAACAACAAGAACACCAUGUCUGAAAAGCACAAGAGAUUCCUCGCUAUCAGAGCUGCAGCCCACGCAUCCAUGGCUUCCGCCGUCGGGCCCAGGCGGGCUUGGAGCCGGGCCGUGCUUAGAAAGAUUCCAAACCAACAGAAGCAGCUCCACUAUUCUCUCAUGAACAAACAAAGGACUCGCCGCCGUAAUAUUCGGAGAAACCGAAUACUCCUCAUCACCAGAGGAAACCCUAAUAGAGAGAAUUACGAUCACGAAGAAAACGAAGACGAAGACGAAGAAGAAGAAGAUCUUAGAGAGCUGGUGCCAGGUGGCAAAGAAAUGGAUUUCUGCAGAUUGCUGAAUGAAACUGCUCAUUACAUAAAGUGCCUUAGAACACAAGUCCAGGUUAUGACAAAUAUUCUUCAUCACUCCUCACCUUCCAAUAUUUUAUAUAAAUAAUUAAUAUUUAUAUAUUACACAAUUAUAUAUAUUACACACACACACACGCACACACACACAGUUUCAGACAGACGAUAAACGAAAUAUAUAAUAUAUAAUAAGGUACCUAUAAAUAUAUAUAUGUGUAUUUGUGGAAAGUUUCUUGGUGUGUACAGAUAUAAGGGAGCAAGACAGAGUGUUAAUUAGAUUAUAUAUUUUUUGAUCAAGUGUUUGAUCUUUACACUUUUUUUUUUUUUAGUUUAAUUAAACAGUUCCUUAUAUUUAGAAGAAAUUUAUGUGUGUAAACAUUAAAUUUUUGUAUGCAUGUGUGAUGUAUUGGUAUGUAUAUAUAUAUAUAUUUAUAUGA
This is a messenger RNA of Erythranthe guttata (spotted monkey flower), 1143 nucleotides long. Its product is annotated as transcription factor IBH1-like. The record is from RefSeq and is a predicted model, not a curated record. NCBI's taxonomy places the organism in Eukaryota, Viridiplantae, Streptophyta, Magnoliopsida, Lamiales, Phrymaceae. Gene Ontology annotation, biological process: regulation of DNA-templated transcription.